This is a messenger RNA of Plasmodium malariae, 732 nucleotides long. Its product is annotated as conserved Plasmodium protein, unknown function. The coding region runs from base 1 to 732 and encodes 243 amino acids. The record is from RefSeq and is a predicted model, not a curated record. The transcript has 3 exons. Gene Ontology annotation, biological process: protein transport. Lineage: Eukaryota; Apicomplexa; Aconoidasida; Haemosporida; Plasmodiidae.
AUGAUGUUGCAUAAGGAAGAUUUGAAACCAUUUUGUGUUUUCAUAAACCUGUUUAAAACAAGGGUCAAUUUGCUGGAAAUAAAAAAGAGAAACGAAAUUAUGAUGCAAAAAAAACACAUUUACUUUUUCCUACUGAAGGGAGAUAAGGAAAAGGCUCAUGCGAACAUAUGCCUGAUGCUACGAAACGAGAGGAUUUGCCAGGUGUGCAGAAAAUUAAUUAAUUUAUGUAAUGAGUCAAAUUCACCUUUAUUUUUGGAGUUAAGAAAAGAUCAUAAGGAUGAAGUAAAAAAGUGCAUACGGAAUAUUUUAUAUUGUUCAAAUAAAUUAAAUAUUAGUAAUACAGAAAAUAUCAGAACAAAUUUUAUAAAACAUUUUGGUAAGAAAUUUAUCCAAGUUAUUGAAACAGAUUUCCUUUUACUCGAUAAAAACAUUUGCAGUCUCAUCAAUAAAUUUUCUUUUUGUUAUAAUGAAAUAAAAGACGUCGAAAAUUCUUUUUUGUAUGAAAUGAAAAUACCCAUAAAUAAUGAGAAAGACCUAUGCCUUUGUAAAUUUUGCAAUAAUUCAAAAAAUUCUAAUGCUCCUUACAAUUUUAAGCUAAAUGAUAUACUCGAAACCGUCAAUACAUAUGCACAGUAUGCUGAGACUGUUCAUGAUAUGAACAAAAAAGAAAUUUUCAAAAAAAUUGAAAAGCAGGUGAUAUUAAAGCUAAACAAAUCUCUUUUGAAAAACUAA